Molecule: messenger RNA, 1238 nt
Organism: Boeremia exigua
Lineage: Eukaryota; Fungi; Ascomycota; Dothideomycetes; Pleosporales; Didymellaceae
Exons: 3
Coding region: 66-1238 (390 amino acids)
Source: RefSeq, a predicted model, not a curated record
AUAAGCUGACGCGGUACGACCUGUUCGACCUCCGUCAGACAACCCCGCCAUCGACAACCUCCACAAUGCCUCGUUUGAAAACCUUUAUCCAAGUGCUCCUGCUCGCCCUGAUAUCUCCCUGGCUGUACGAACGCUACAUCACGCUCUCCACGCUCGUCACCAACCGGCCCUCCGCGUUCCAGAACCUGAACACCUUCAAGAGCCAUGACGUCCUCUUCCGCGAUGAACUGCGCAACUGCGAAGACGUGAUCGUCGAGAAGAGCCUGGGCAUUGCGUUUAUCAGCUGCGACCCGGGCCGCGACCAGUGGAACACGGUGAUGGGCACCUUUGCACCCGAAAAACCAAACACCGCCGCCGGCAUCUACACCUACGACUACGCGACCCCGUCCCUCUCUCCGACCCAGCGCCUCACCCACCUGCCCAUCGACGAACCAGACCUGCACCCACUCGGCCUCGCCUUCGACGCCGCCUCCUCAACCCUCUACAUCGCGAACCACGCGCGCCACCGCCCGUCGCACAUCCUAAUCCUGCACGUCGACCUCGCCGCGCAGCCCUACACCACGACGCUGAUCGCGCACCUCACACACCCCCUCCUGCACGCCCCCAACGCCAUCCUCUCCCUCGGCGGCGGCGAAUUGCUAGUUACCAACGACCACGCCCUCCGCGCGAGGCGGUCGAAGCUGCUCAGCAGCCUGGAAACCUUCUCGGGCGCUCCGGGCGGGAGCGUGGUGCACAUCGCGACCCGGACACCGCGCACCGCCCGCGUAGUCGCCCGCGUGCCGUUCGCGAACGGGAUCGUCGCGCUGAACGAGAGCGCGGUGGUGGUUGCGUCGUCGGCGCGGGGGGCGCUGUACGUGUUUGCGCGCGAGCGGGACGAGGAAGGGGGGUUCGCGCUAAGGCUGCACAAGACAGUGAGAGUCGGUGCCGCGGUGGAUAACCUCAGCACCGACGGCGAUGUGGUGCUGGCGGCGGGGCAUCCGUGGGCGCUGGGCUUGAUGGGGGUCGCGCGGCGGCGGGCGGGGUGCGUGGUUGACGGGAGUGAGGUGGAGCGGGAGGCGUGUGGGUGCGAGGCAGCGAGUUGGGCGGCGGAGUGGAGCGAGGCGGGGGGACUGCGGGAGGUGUUUCGGGAUGAUGGAAGGGGGUUUUGCAGUAGUAGUUCGAUGGUGAGGGAUGGGGUGCGGGGCGUGGGGAUUGUGAGUGGGCUGUAUGAGAGGGGGAUACUGGUGUUUGAGCCGUAG